This is a messenger RNA of Aspergillus aculeatinus CBS 121060, 638 nucleotides long. RefSeq lists its product as uncharacterized. Lineage: Eukaryota; Fungi; Ascomycota; Eurotiomycetes; Eurotiales; Aspergillaceae. The record is from RefSeq and is a predicted model, not a curated record. The transcript has 4 exons. The coding region runs from base 147 to 338 and encodes 63 amino acids.
UGUUCCUCUGCUUCAUUCCGGCGGGAAUUGAUUUUUGACAGUUGACUAUUGAUAGUAUUGAUUCUAUUUCCAAACCCAUACCUCACCCAUCCAAAUCGCUCCGAACCGAACCGAACCUUCAGACUUGAUCACAGUUCCAUAACAAAAUGCGUUUCCUCGCUGUCGUCGCCCUCCUCGCCUCGUUGACGGCCGCCCGUCCCGCGGAGAACGGGAUGUUCAAUAUCGAGCUCUCGUGCGUUGGGCUGAACGACAGAGCGUGCGUUGCUAACGCGACGAGCGGUAUGGGAUGCUGCGUUCCCUUGUAUUGCGGGGCUGAUCAUCGGUGCCAUCGUCCUUGAUUUGGGGGUCGCAGUUCGUGGCUGAGUUUUGGGGGUGGGCUGGUUGCUGGGUUGUUAGGUCGUGGGUCAUGAAUCGUGCGCUAGGAGGUUGCAGUUCAUGGUGUUUGGGUUUGGAUGGACUGAUAUCUGCUUGCUGCUGGGGCGGUAGUUGUGAAAGUUUGAGGACUAUGGACAUGGGAUGGGUAAUGGAUGGAAGUGGGGAGAUUCAACGGCAGACUAAUGAGUGGAACUAAUCGUGCUUGCGAGGUGAGGUUCGCGGAGCGCUCAAUCAAACCGGGGUCUUCGAUUCCCAUGCUUACC